AUGAAGCUUCAGCGCAAAAAACCGAUCGUCUUUCUGCUGAUCGUGGCGUUUGGCGUCCUGUUCUUCUGCUGCAACAACCUGUAUCUGUUUCACAUGCCGAAGAUGCGGCGCAAGGUAGAUCAGGACCAGGCGGAGCAGAAUCUCAUCGGCGGGCUGCAGGUGGUACGCAGGCUCUGGCAUGGAUGGGCCAUGGAAGAACCAGCACCACCGUCCGGGGGCGGUGGUCCAGCCCUCGUGACUACAGCGGUGCCGUUCGAACAGCAUCACUUUAACCGUACGGUUAGCGAUCGACUCGGUGCCGAACGGCCCAUUCCCGAUACGCGUCAUCCAAACUGCCAACAGCGCACCUACCUCACGACUCCUGGGCGUACUACAACUGUGAUAAUAACGUUCCAUAAUGAAGCUACCUCCGCACUGUUGCGAACGAUCGCCAGCAUCCUGCAGCGUACUCCGCCCGAUAUGUUGCACGAAAUUAUCCUGAUCGAUGACUGCAGCGACAAUCAUGAGCGCAGCAGCUUGGAGCAUCCUGCGAAAAUUGGUAGAAAACCUCAGGAUGUUAGGUAUUACGAAUCAUUAAACCAAAUACCACUCGUGAGAUACUACCGAAAUUCGGUGCGACAAGGACUGAUACGCUCCAGAAACAUUGGGGCGACGUACGCGAGUGGAAGCUACAUCCUGUUUCUGGACAGCCAUUGUGAGGUGAAUCGGGGCUGGCUGGAACCGCUGCACGAUCGUCUCGCGAUCGACGCGACUGCCAUCCUUAGUCCGGUGAUCGACAUCAUCGAUCCGCGUACGUUCGAGUAUCGGGCAAACAGUGCCCGGUUGCGGGGCGGCUUCGAUUGGAGCCUUCACUUUCGCUGGUUGCCAAUCGCCGAGGAAGAGUUCGAGCAUCGGCGACACGAUGAAUCGUUACCGUUCUACAGCCCUGCCAUCUCCGGAGGCAUAUUUAUCGUGGCGAAGAAUCUGUUCGAGCAGCUGGGAGGGUUCGAUCCGGGUAUGGACAUUUGGGGUGGCGAAUCGCUCGAGAUGUCCCUGAAAGCGUGGAUGUGCGGUGCACACGUGGAGGUGGUGCCCUGUUCUCGUGUUGGGCACGUCUUCCGGCGCAAGCAUCCGUUCAGCUUUCUACCCGACGGCAGCCAUGUGACGUAUCUACGCAACACGAAACGUGUGGCACUCGUUUGGAUGGAUGAGUUCCAGAACUUCUUCUACGAAGCCCGCCCAGAGGCGGUACCGAUCGAUGCGGGAUCGAUUACACAGCAGCAGCACCUGCGACGGUCGUUAAACUGUCGCAAAUUCAGCUGGUACCUGCAGAACGUGUUCCUCGACCUGAAGCUUCCCAACGAGAACAAUGUCGCUUUCGGGCAGCUACGACACGGCGAACGAUGUCUUGCCGUUAAGCCAAAGAGAAUGCCAGCAUCGGCAAGAACGCGUAAACGAUUGAGCGAGAAUGACAUCACAUUGGUGGACUGUGGGGCACGUGAUAUGGACGGAAACGAAGGGCAGCUGCAGUGGGCGCUACAUAAAACCAACGGUCAGUUAAGUACGGACCGUGCGGUUUGUCUUACGGUGCGUAAUGGUUUCGUCGCGGUAGAACGCUGUCGCCAGAAGAGUAACCUUCCGCGAACGGACGAUAGGGAUGGACAACGGUGGCAACGGCAGGGCGGUACACUGAUACACCAAGCAAGCGGGAUGUGCUUGGAAAAUCUCGUCAGGGAUGAUGUCGGUGCAUCCGAGUGCCGCCGUGGUGCACCGUCGCAGCUGUGGAGUUUCUCUGUAGAAGUGCAACAGCUCACGUAG
Anopheles marshallii is the source of this 1797-nucleotide messenger RNA. Its product is annotated as polypeptide N-acetylgalactosaminyltransferase 14-like. The transcript has 4 exons. Gene Ontology annotation, cellular component: Golgi apparatus. The record is from RefSeq and is a predicted model, not a curated record. NCBI's taxonomy places the organism in Eukaryota, Metazoa, Arthropoda, Insecta, Diptera, Culicidae. Bases 1 to 1797 code for a protein of 598 amino acids.